Molecule: messenger RNA, 312 nt
Organism: Prunus armeniaca (apricot)
Lineage: Eukaryota; Viridiplantae; Streptophyta; Magnoliopsida; Rosales; Rosaceae
Source: the annotation of a GenBank genome assembly
AUGAGAGAUGGUGUCGGAGUGAACUAUGGUGUCGUCGCAGUGGUGAACAUCGAAUUCGGCCACGAGACCGUCGGGAAGGUGGCUGCUGGAGCCAACAACAAGGCCAUGUGGCUGCAAGGCUAUGGCAGCCAUAGAGCCGUGUGCUUAAACUGUGGUCUUGGCCAAGAGGCCUUGCGGCGGCGCAAGGCUCACAUUGACAACGCUUUGUGGUGGAGUGGCGCCUGCAGCCAAGGGGCCAAGCGGUGGAGCGACUGUAUGGGCAAGCACAGCACUCUCGGUAAAGUGAAGCAACGGCAUGGGCCAGUGCCAUGA